CCCGCAAAUGACUGCUCAUACUGAAGAUGUAAGAAUAUGCUUGAUUCUUUAGAUUUAGUAAGUCAUUUACAUUAAAUGUAUCUAACUUACUCAUAGGCCAACAACUUAGUUCAAUAUUCAAGGAUAUCAUAUCCUCCAACGAAUUCGUGAAAUUUUCAUAACGUAAACGAAUUUACAGGAAUUGAACUUUUCAACACCACAGCGUAGACAAAGCCCGGCUUGUGGGAAUGAAAAUAAACAAUCAAAAUAAAAACACGAUAAACUUCAAGUAACCCGUGUCUACUUUUUGCCGGCAUUUUAACUCGUUUUAAACAAUCGUAAACCGAAUUUUACUGUGCUCUUUCUUCUUAAACAACCGAUUUUUUCUUCCAAUACAUGAAAGAAAAUGAGCUUACAGUUCUCUGCGUUGUAUCAGGCAUACACACGAUAAACCGAUCUUGUCCACCACAUGGCGCAAAUUUUAAUUCUGGAAGCAUUCUACGGUGGAUCCCAUAAGCAAUUGAUAGAUGUUUUAACCAAGAAAUUUACUGAGGAAGAAUACGAUUUAUUUACGAUACCCGCGAAAAAAUGGCACUGGUGUGCAAGGAUGAGUGCAUUACACUUUGCGGGACGUAUUCCCGCCACCCAUCAGUACCGAAUAAUAUUCUGCAGCUCGGUGCUAAAUCUAUCGGAACUGAUCGGAAUGCGAACGGAUUUGACUAACUGCCGCAAGAUAGUUUACUUCCACGAGAAUCAACUCUGCUAUCCGGUGAGGGAUAGUAAACAGCGUGAUGUACAGUAUGGAAUCAAUCAGAUAACGAGCUGCCUUUGUGCGGACAGGGUGCUGUUUAACUCACGCUACAACAUGACCUCUUUCCUGGAGAGUGUGCAAUCGUUUUUGAACAUCGUACCAAAUAUGAGCUUUAAAGGCGUGCGUGAUAAAAUUGCUCCUAAAUGUAACGUUUUGUAUUUCCCCGUUGAGUUUGGGAAUCUCUCGAGAACGCGAUCCAGUAAAAAGGAGGAUUCAGAAAAAAAACCUCUUCACAUAAUUUGGCCCCAUCGAUGGGAACACGACAAAAAUCCCGAACAACUUGUAGAGGCAUUGUUGGCGCUGCAGGAAAAAGGGGUCAACUUUCACGUGUCGAUACUUGGUGAAAGGUUUGAAACCAUUCCAAACUGUUUCGAGAACAUUGAGGAUCAACUGCACGGGAAGGUGAUACAGUUUGGACCUCUAUCUAGAGAGGAUUAUCGGCGCACCUUAGCAGAAGGUGAUGUAGUACUCUCUACUGCACUACACGAGUUCUAUGGAGUGGCAAUGCUCGAAGCAGUCUACAGUGGUUGUGUUCCACUAGCACCGAAUCGCUUAGUUUAUCCUGAACUAUAUCCAAGCGAUAAACUUUUCAACACGACCGCCCAGUUAGUAAAACAGCUGUACAAUUGGUGCCGCAAUCGUACCCUGUUCGAGAAGCAUCGGGAUGCCUUUUUUAGUCAAAUCAGCUUGGAUGCUUAUACGGCUGACCAGCUAGUACCGCAAUUCAUCGGAAUAAUAAGAAACGUGAGCUGAGACAUCAACAAGGUAGGAUAUUUAUUGUAUAAAAAAUGUGCAUUAUACAAUUUGAUUAAACCAAAAGUAAGAACAAUCUCUUUACUAUAUGAAGUGAUAUUCGAAAUUUCAUUCAUUUUGUUCACAUCGUCUCAGUCAUUUAGUUUGAAAGGCUAUGUUGUUGAUACAAGUGAUCAAUUACCAAACAUUUGUUAGCAGUCUUUGGUUGUGCAAGAACAUGCAUACACCUUUUCUCCCACAUUCUGCAAUUGGCAGCAGUCUGAAAAACAUAGGCCCUAGGAAAACAAACCUCCCGUAGAGAAGUUCAAAAGCCUUAAGAAACAAAUAGAGCUAGGCUUAAGAAAAUAUUCAGUUCGUAUGGGCACCCUUGGGCACGAACCGUACAGCAAGUAACCGAUUCAGCUGGUUGUGUCGGGUGUUGAUAUUUGCCAUUUGCUUAACCGAGCGCAUAAAGAAGACGUCCAUCUAACACGAUGCCAAACUGUAGCAUCCUACCUUGAACGAAACGAAUUGAUAGAAGGAAAAUUUCGUUCUUAAAUUCGUGACGCUAACAUGUCGCAUUAAAUAUCAAGUCUUGAGUCUUUUGAGUGUUUCGUAUCCUUUCUACCCCGUUCAUCUAAAGAGGCUCUCUAUUAUGCUUGAACGGCGUUAGAGUAAAUAAACAGAAGAAAAGGAAACCACACGUAUCCCGCACAACAUGCUUCUUCCUUGGGUGAUGAUGGCCAGCCAGAUUUGUCGGUCACAAAAGUGAAGAAAUGUAGAUUGCCGGAUGAUGGGACAUGGUAUGAGGAUUAGUUUUGCACUCAUCCAUUUUUCUAAAAGUCUCAAAGGACUUUUACCCUGGUUCAUCUUGCAAGACAGUUUUUUUGUGGGUUGGUUGACCGUUUAUGUUUCACAUCUUGUUUUUUGUUCUACAACCUUCAAAGAACUUACCAGUGGGUAAGUGAGUGCUUCCCUUUUUUUUUAUUCUGAAUUAUUUCUAAAGUGAAAAAAAUCAGCUUUUCAGAAUAAUCAGAAGGAUUAGUUAAAAGAAGUGUAGCAAAUUUUGUCUUCUCUUUAUUAUUUUUUCACUUAAAAAAAUGUAACUUAGUUUGUGGCUUUUUCCCAUUGAUGGAUGGCCACUUCGAUUGUUGGUGUGGUGCAUUCAAAUGUCCAUUCAAGAAACGGUAGCACUGCAAUACUAUCGUUUCACUAGGAAACAUAUCCUAAGAAAGGACAUCUUUCCCCCCAUUCAUAGACAGUUCAUUCUCCCGAAGACCGAUCAGUGUGAGCAUCGGUGCAUAUCGGAUGGAGCUGCUUUCGAAUGAAUAAGUUCGAAUCCUAAUUUCGUUUCGUCGGAAAUACAAAAAAGGCUAGCGC
Anopheles funestus (African malaria mosquito) is the source of this 2902-nucleotide messenger RNA. RefSeq names its product glycosyltransferase-like domain-containing protein 1-like. Gene Ontology annotation, molecular function: glycosyltransferase activity. The coding region runs from base 449 to 1543 and encodes 364 amino acids. The record is from RefSeq and is a predicted model, not a curated record. Lineage: Eukaryota; Metazoa; Arthropoda; Insecta; Diptera; Culicidae. The transcript is spliced from 4 exons.